AGUUUUCGAAACAGACAAACAAGAUCAGUCUAUGCAAAUGCAAACAAGAGCUUGUCAUGCUUAAACGUUCUAAAUGUUAGAUUUAUCGAUGGGCCACAUCACUUAGAACACUUUGUUUCUUUGUGAAACAUGCACAGGAAUCUACAUGGAAUAGGCUUCGCAAGCGAAUGUGGCAGCAAAAAGGUAACUCAAUUAAAGAUUAGCUUCAGGGCCUUGUGUACCCCACGGGUUGUUUCACAGAGCAUUUAUUACCACGUAGUGUAGGUUUAUUCAUAUCACUUUUGAUUUUAGGGAUACUGAAAAAUUCCGAUUGAUUCCUACACUUUGCAGCCUUCAAAGUUUCCAGAAGAUUUUUAGCAAUAAACUGAUAAACAAUUUAUGAAGCAAAUAUUAUAAUUGACCUUAAAUUCUCUUAAGCUCUAUUAGCUUCUAGCUACAAGCUCAAUGUAGUUUUUAAUUCAAAGCUUCUGUCGCCAUUAGCUAAUGUGCUCGAUAUCUAGCAAAAGUCAUGACCAGAGUUGAUAAUAUCGAAAGAAGGAAUAUUUUUUGCGACCCUGAGUAGUGAGGAGACAUAUGUUCAUAUUUCCGCCUCAGUGACGAAACUAGGUCGCCAGUUUUAGUCAUGAACGCCUGUGACCAGCCAGUUCAAAUACAUACACGUAUUAUAAGUCGUAGCAUACCACCCCUUUUCUGUCUACUAAAACGGAUGUCGGCAAGUUUAUGCUUCUCUGUUGCCCUCGCUGUUAAAAUCGUAGGUAAACGUAAAGUAUUGUGCAGGUCUAAAGGCCGACACGGUUGAUAACCCAGCCGCAGUCAUUGCGCGUUUUAUGUGACACAUUACGGCUCUUCUGCUUUUAGUUGGCAACAACAGAUAAAAAAGCACCCCAUUCGUCGGAAUUAGUAAAAAACUUGAGAAUUCACAAGUGAACGAAAAGAUAUUGGUCAUAUCGAUUCUGAGUGUAUACAGUCAAAUGAUGACUUACAAGGCCGAUAAAGCUAAUUGUCAUGGAGUCAAUAUGGAUUACCGUACUUCAACAUUGAAAAUAUAUGUAAUACUACAUGCAAUACAAUUAUGAUGACAGUAAGGGUGUGCUUAGUUAUCUUCUUAUAUUUGAGUGUCGCGGAUAUAAGAAACUUGAUAUGGUCCAUAUCUGAGUUGUUGUAAGUUUUCUUAUCUGUUUUGUACGUCAGUGUUGUGUUGCUUAGGUAGAUUUUUUUCAUCAUCGUGUUGUUCUCUUUGGAAUUCAAUAAACCGAUACUGAUAAACCGAUAAUGCAUAAUGCUUGGUUCUAACAAACAAUCUAGUAGUAAAUGAUUUCUGAACUUCUUAUGUACUUGCUUCCACGCAAAAAGGAAAAGCCCUGUCUCUUGUAAUUAAACCAACUAAACUCCCUGAUAUCCAGUAAAGCGGAACCUUGAGGGCUCAAUAGCUGUUCUCCUGCUAAUAUAACGCGCUCGGUUAACCAACUCAAAUCGUCAACAAAUCUUAAAUCUAGUUGUUGUGUUCAAUAAAUACCCUCGACAGCAAAUGUCGCGUUAAACACCCUUCUUGAAGGCAUUGGUUUUUUCUUAUCAUAGUCAUGCCAGUCAUAUUCAUACUCUCCUAAUUGUCUUAUUAAUUGUGCGGCUUGCCAACUCCUUUACGCGUGACUUCGUUUGUAAAGUUUCAUGGUCUUGUAAUCAUGAAAAUAAAAAUAAAAAACAAGACAAAUGAAAGCAAUGACAAAGCGAGUUGAUCGUUAAUUGUGGUGUGAGUCACGUUUUAUCUUUCUUGCCAAUGUAGGUUAACAAUGAAUUUCCAAGACAUGAACGUUUUCUUCUGCAUCAAAUUUGCUAAAUGGCGACUGCAUCACCUUCACCCCUGGCCAGCUCUCCAGCGAAGACAAAUGGAAACAAGCUGAGCAGGCUUCUCAUCGAUGGCGGAACAACGGUGCUGAGGAAUAUUUUCGAUCAUUAUCACCCACCUGGCAACUUGGCUUCUGACCUCAAUUUCAAUUACUCCAUUCUUAACAACCUUUUGCGUAAAAGAGUGCUAAAUGGCCAUCAGUGGGACAAACUCUUCCCCUCUGGUGGAGGGGUGCCAGACUCCAACACGUUUGACAUCACUCUUCUGUUCCUGCUGCUAACUACCAUCUGCGGCUUAUCCCCUCCCCUGACAGGAUGGCACACCAAGCCGCCCCCUGGUGAUAACACUCUUGAGGCUAACCUUGCUCGCGUUAAGUUCUUCCGGAAUGAGUUGUAUGGUCACGUGACGUCCACAGGGGUUGAUGCGACAUCUUUCUCCUCCUUCUGGCAUGAAAUAAGCAUUACUCUUCAUUCGCUGGGUUUAGAUCAAGCUGAUAUUGACAGACUGAAGGCAGAGCAUGGAGCAGAGGAAGAUUACCUUGAUGCCUUAAUUGAGUGGGCUGACAGUGAAGAGGACAUAAAAACGCAGCUGAAAGACAUCCACCAGACGCAACUAAAACUCAGUAAAACAGUUGAAGAUGGCAAUUUAAACAUGGAAGAGCUACGUCAAGCCCUAAGCAAAACUCAGGAUGUUGUAGAUGAAGCAGUGGAGAUAGAAUUCAAAGGACAUCAAGAAUUGAGGGCAGCACACCGGGAAAGCAUGUCACGUUUAGAGGGAGUCUGUGAGUCCCAAACUAAAACCAGCCAAGCUGUGGACGAAAUUCGUGAAUCAAUCCAAGAAGUAAAACAGGAAGUAAAAGGCUUGACGAAAAAGAAAAGCGAGCACGCAGAUGAAGUGCUUAGGACCCUUGUGAAGUUUGAAUUCAAAGGAGAUAUAGAAUUUCAUGCAAAGAAAUUCCAGGAAGGAACUCGUGAGUGGAUCUUCAAGAGCAUCGAAGACUGGUUAGACGACCGGAGCUCGCCACAUCGGGCGAUGGUAAUCAGUGGAAAUCCAGGGAUGGGAAAGACUGUUAUCUCCGCUGUUGUUUCGCAAAGAAUUCAAAAAGCUGGAAGACUCUCGGGAAGCCACUUUUGUCAGCAUGACGAUUCACGGUACCGAGAUCCACGUUUAAUGCUCCAGUCUUUGGCCUGUCACUUGUGUCAAGCGAUGCCAAAUUACAAAGAUGCUCUAGUGGAACAGCUGUCAAGAAAUCUGGGUAAAGACCUCAAUAACAUGGGUGUUAAAGAGCUGUUUGCGUUGCUGUUCAAAGAGCCUCUAAGCACAGUACAAGAUCCUGAAAGAAACAUCCUAAUAGUCAUAGAUGGCCUCGAUGAAAGCGAGUACAAAGGACGAAAUGAGCUUCUACAUGUAAUUAGUAACCACUUUUCUAUGCUUCCAGUCUGGAUUAGAAUACUCAUUACAACUCGUCCAGAGAAGAACGUUACAGAGGCAUUGCGACAUUUGAAACCAAUAGAGCUUGAACAAAAACAAGAAGAAAACUUAAAGGACAUUCAAACCUUGUUUGAAACACAACUCAGCCUCAAAAUUGGUGAGGAGCAUAAAUAUGUUCUCUUGAAGGAACUGGUCAAGAAAUCAGAAGGCCUGUUUAUUUACGCUUACUUUAUAGUGGAUUUUAUCCAAAAGAAUGUUUCAAUUCUCACCCCUGAUCAGCUGGAAAGUGUGUUACCUUCAGAUAUUUCAUCUGUUUACCUUUCCUAUUUUACACGGUUAGAGGAUGAACUUUGCAAAGAGCUUAAUGCAGAUGAGGAACAUUUUUUGCGUCUCCUGUGUGCAUUGACCGCUGCAAGGGAACCAUUACCAGUAGAAUUCAUUGCCAAAAUUCUAAACCCGGGAGGAAAAUCAUUGACUGCGCAACGAAAAGUUAACAAAGCAAUAUCUUGCAUCUCUACACUGUUACCAGUUCGAGAGGGUCGUCUUCACUUCUUUCACAAGUCAAUCAAGGACUGGCUAGUAGCAUCAUCGCCCUAUGAACCACAUGAUUUCACCGUGGACGAGAAAGAAGGUGAUACUGUCCUUUCUGAUCUGUGUGCUUCUGAACUCGAUAGCAUCCAGCGAAAUGGGGUUCAUGGCAGACAGUUCACGAAUACUGAAUCAUAUGCUUUGCAUCAUGGUACCCAGCACAUGCUUCAGGUGGUGAACUAUCAUGACUGCGCUGACGCAACAAGAGCCAAUAGUGUCACAGCAGAACAGGUCUACAAAUACGCAACGGACCUGGAGCUUGUUUAUGCGAAACUUAAAGUUAAGAGCACAUUCGCUACAGAAGAUCUUCUCAGUCUUCACAGUCAAAAUUGCAGUUUAUUAAGCGAUGAAAGAGAGUUCGUUGUGACUUCUCUCCUUAGUCUUCUAAAAAAACACUCUUAUAUCUUGGUUGAUCACCCUCAACUGUUUUUCCAAUGUUUAGUUAACGAAGGGAUUCCUGAAUUAUCAUCUUCAGCAGCAGUUAUCCUUGAGUCGUCAAUGCCCCAAAUAGCCUACAUGAAAUACUUAGACGCAGGAGAACAGAAAGGAGCCGACCAGGCAAGAUUUGAGUGUUCAGACAAAAUCGUUUGCUUUGAUGUUUCACCUGAAAUGGAUUUCAUUGUGUGCGAGUGUCGAGAUGGAACUAUCCAUUUGUGGUCUCUUCAGACAGGCAACAAGAUUUGGGUUCGACCGACAUUAACGAAAAAAGAGUUUUAUUCUGGAUAUCCCGACAACACUGCAUACCGUAGUGUAGGUAAUCAUUCUUUGUCUUAUUACCGUUCUGUGACGUUUCAUCCAAAUGGGAAAUCUGUGCUAGCAGGGACACUCCAAUUUAUGUAUACUCUAAGUGGAGAGAGCAAGGACCUUUUCCCCAACAGCAAAUGUAUUUUUUCAAAUUUCGUCUUUUGCAAAGACAAGAAACAAAUUUUAACUGACUGCCCAAAUAAGCCAAAGGAGGUAGCCUUGUGGAAUAUGGUAAAUGGUGAAAAAGUUCUUACCAUCGCUGCUGACCAAGAAAUUGCUGCUUUUACCAUUUCGGAAGAUGGGUCACAAUUUGCUUUUUCCCAAGUGACUUGUGAAGUUAUUCUGUUUGACCGAGUUAACAAAAGUUUCCAGAUGAUUCUAGAAACUAGCUUGGUGGUUUGUGGGCUGAUGUAUUUCACAUCCGAUAAGAACAGUCUUGUUUGCGGGUUUCUUGAUUUUGAUUUCGAGGAACACCGUGGCUCAUAUAAAGGUUUCUUUUAUGGACCACCAAGUUUCAUAAGUAUCACUGUUAAUUCCGAUUCCGAUUUGGAACCGCUUCAAUUUAAAACUUUUAGGUUAUGGCCAUACAAUUCGUCAGGCACUUUGGACGUAUGGUAUGAUUUUAUAAUGGAGACCAUAAUCCCCAAACAUUGUCUGCAUGCAGGUUCCUACAUCAAACUCGAUGAUGAGUCGGCAUUGGUUGGUAGCCCAGCUUGUAAAUACGUCACAAUGAUAAAUACUGUCCAUGGGAUGGCGCUCAGCUCGAUAGAGGGUAGAGAUGUCAAACAGAUUGCCUUUUCUCUUGAAGGAGAUGCCAUUUAUUCAGUUGUUCCAGUCCCUGAAAGAGAGGUAAAAGUAACUGUUUUGAGAAUGUCAAGUCGUGACCUAGUGAACACAACAGUUUUCCUUGACUCCGUUUCCAUCUUUCCAACGAGGGAUGGUAUCGUACUUUUAAAACAUGACAGAGUCGCAGAGUUAUGGAGCUUUGAUAUGUCCACUUGUCUUAGACCUCUUCCCAAAGUUACCGGAUGCGACAUUGUUUCUUCUGUUUCAGGGGAACUGAUAGCCUGUUGUUCUUCGGUACCAUUUUACGAAUCGUCAGAGGAUUCAGAGGAUCUGGAAGAUCAGGAUUCCGAUAAUUCAGAGGACUGGCUUGAUUAUAUGGACGAACGGUCUGAUUCCCAGGACUACCUGACUAAGAGCAAGCUGAUUAUCAAUUACUUGGGCGUUAACCGUGCUAAAAGCACGACCGUUUCAUCGCUGAACACCGUUUUGGAUGCUGGUGAGGAGAUACUUUCAGUGUUUUGCAUUAAUCCAAGUGAAGUGCUAGUUUGCACCUCUAAAGAGACAGAAGUGAUCAACGUGUUAUUAGUGGAAGUAAAAGUCAGUUUAAGGAGAAAUAAUUUGAUUUUGUGGGAAAGAACGGCGUCCUGGAUCGAUCCAAUGGGUCUAAUGUCACACGUGCUCUGUUCCUCUAAACAUGAAUUUGUUGUCACUUGGAACACUCUUGAAGAAGGUCAUGGCCUGCAUAUACUUUAUGCAGAUACGGGAGAGACACUACACGUCUUCCUUGGAGACCAAAAUGACAUUGUUGAUUGUAAGUUUCUCGAUGAUGAAUCUCUGGUAUGCUGCAGUGGGGACAACUUCCUUCGACUGUAUAAUGUCAGAGCUGGAGUUCUGCUGAGUAUUCUAGACAUUGGAGAGCAACCUUUCUGUUUGGGAGCCUGUCUGUACCAGCCUCUUGUCGCCAUUGGUUUGUCCGCGACAAGAAUAAAAUUCGUCCACGUACAGCUGCCAAAAGAAACUAAAAAGACUGCAAGGUUAGUUUCUUUUAUCAGUUUGUUGGUCAUCGCGGUAGAUUAACUAUAUAGUGAAGCCCCCAAAAACCAAUCCUCGUUGUGCCAUGAAAAUUCCAUCGUAUAAAAGAGGUUUUCAGAUGAGAAAAUGAGUGUGUGUUUGCUUUGGUCGAAGCAAAUGCUGCGUAGUGACGGUGUCCACUGAACUCAGUCAACAACAUGAUAGUUCCUGUUGGUACCUGUUGGUUUGAGAGUGUUGUAAAACCACUUUCGAGAGUUUUAACGCGGUUUAGGUGUAGAAAUCCUUUUUUCUUAGAUCUUCCACCGCACGGAGAUGCAGGGCUGUCUAUCUUAGGUACUUCACAGCUGCCUAGUCCCUUAAUGAAUAGUGUAACGCAAAUGGGUCUUAACAUGAAACUAACGACUUUCAUAACUUCAAUUGAAUUGCAGCCUCAGUUAUCAAACACCAGUGAAUUAACCUCCUUAGAAGUCUCAGAGGAGCUGACACUUGACGAAAAGAGUUGGAUUCUCAAAUUAACGCCCCUGAAGGUAGCUGCCUUUCUGAGAACUCGUUGAGGGAGCUCCGCGAACACUGAAGAAGCAAUUGCACAGCGGGGAUUGAAAUCCAUUGGAACAGCCCUGAGGGACCGAUUUUUGUUUUCAAGUUAGACAUGUUUUAAAUUUGCAUAUCAUCACAG
Messenger RNA from Porites lobata, 7103 nucleotides. Lineage: Eukaryota; Metazoa; Cnidaria; Anthozoa; Scleractinia; Poritidae. The record is from the annotation of a GenBank genome assembly.